Messenger RNA from Clonostachys byssicola, 1029 nucleotides. NCBI's taxonomy places the organism in Eukaryota, Fungi, Ascomycota, Sordariomycetes, Hypocreales, Bionectriaceae. The record is from the annotation of a GenBank genome assembly.
AUGACUAAAAGUAGAGUUUUACUCAUUGGAGCAGGCGGUAUCGGCACCGUUUGCGCUUACGCGUUGGAGAAGGGAGGGUUGGUUGAAGUGACUGUGGUGAUGCGGUCGAUGUACAACCGGGCCGUUGAGCAGGGCAUAGACAUCGACUCGGUUGACUUCGGCCGGAACAUUAAGUCCUGGCGGCCUACUGCGAUCCUACAGGCUGUCCCCAACGUCGCCGCCGGGGAGUCAGAGCCUUUCGAGUUCAUCGUUGUCACAACCAAGAACCUUCCUGACGCACCUCCAACCGUGGCCGAUAUCAUCGCGCCGGCUGUUGUGCCAGGCAAGACGGCUAUUGUCCUUGGACAAAACGGGCUCAACAUUGACAAGCCAUUGGCCGAUCGGUUCCCCGGAAACCCGCUUAUCAGCAGCGUCAUAUUCACUGGUGCGGCCGUGAUGCCCUCCGGCACAGUCGUCCACAGCGACCCGGACGUCCAGCGCAUUGGGCCCUUUGCCAAGUCCGGGCCUGGAGGCGAGGACGCUGCGCGGCGCUUCGUCGCGCUGUACAACCCACGGGGAGAGCUUGAUGUCACUCUGAGCCUCGACACCGACUACAUUCGUUGGCGCAAGCUUGCUUACAACGCUUCCUUCAACGCCGUCGCUGCCGUGCUGCAGAUGGAUACGUCACGCAUGCGGAUGCUCGAUCAUGUGGCUGCUGGCCUCAUUAUUCCCGCCAUCAACGAAAUCAAGGCUGCUGCCAUGGCCGCCGGCGUCGCUUUGCAAGAUGACCUCGUUCACGCCGUCAUGUUCCAAGACUCCGCUCUGGGCUUCUUUAGACCUAGCAUGUUGCAGGACUACGAGAAGGGUAACCUGAUGGAGAUCGAGACCAUUGUCGGCGAGCCUCUACGCAAAGGCCGCAGGCUUGGUGUCCCUAUGCCCACACUGGAAGUUAUCUACAACAUGCUGCAGGGCCUGCAGUCAAAGGUCAAAGAGAACAAGGGUCUGUGGAAGGCCGAUUACGCCCCGGAUAACUCGUAUAGGGAUGCCUGA